AUGGCUGACGGGAAUCAUCUUAUACUAGAUGAGCAUAGCCAUGAGUCAGCCGAGGGCUCAUUCAGCGGACUCAGACCAUCAUAUCAAUCAUCGAAUUCAACGAUCAUCUCCGCACAUACUGCCCGCAGCAAUCAAUAUACCCUGAGAACGAGUAGUACUGAGCAACGACGAUCACUGUGUUCCUCGGGCGGGGUAUCGUCCGCCGAUACAUUCCAAACAGCGGUGGCUGACGACACCCAGCGGCCGCUGUUGACCGAGGAGCCAACCACAUCUACAACGCUGUCAUCAGCAUCAACCAACCUGUCAACUCAAUGGUCACACAGUCAAGAUGAUUUGACGGUCUAUAGCUCCGAGCAGCGGUAUUCGCGCUCAUCUUCCAGCGGGGCCGAGUCCAACCACACAUCAUCGCGGACCGUGGUUGCUGAUGAUAGGAAUCAAUACUCGGAGGCGCAACCAAGACCAUCAUAUGAGCUUUCAUCGGAGUCGACUCCCUUGUUACAUCGUCGCGAAGACGGAUUGUCACUAUAUGGAACUGAUCAAGGACCCCCGCGACCGCCUUCGAUUGCAUCGCGAACGCCGUCCGAAGCAAGCGCUUUCAAAAAACGAAGCCGUGUACCCUGGCCGACCGUCAUUUCCCUCGCCACCUUGACCCUCGCAGUCUUGACAAUACUCGUGGUUGCCUUUGCCGCUCCUGCAGCCGUGCAAGAAUACGGACAGCAAGCUGCUGUAUUCAAACCCAAAUCAGUCUCCAUUGAUUCUACAACGCCUGAUGGUGUGAGAGCUCGAGUUCAGGGUGACUUUGUGAUGGACUCCGGGCGGGUCAAGAACAAAUCGGUUCGAGGCAUUGGCCGGCUGGCAACAUGGAUUGCCAGGGAGAUUGAGACGAGUCCAUCGGAUGUCGAGGUGUAUCUCCCAGAGUACGGGAAUGUUCUUGUCGGAACUGCCGCAGUUCCCACGAUCAAACUGAGCAUUCGCAACGGCCACCAUACCACUGUCGACUUUCUUACGGACCUCGAGGCUGGCGAUAUCCGAGGGAUUCACGCAGUUGCCAUUGAUUGGAUCGAAGGGCGGUUGGGUCGCCUCAGCGUCAAAGGCAAGGCUGCAAUUUCACUAAAGUCAGGCUUGAUUUCUUUGGGAACUCAAGUCCUGACACACAAUGUAAUCUUUGAAGAAGCCGAUUUCCCUGCUUUGCCCGAGGUCGCCAUUCUCAAGCUGAAUGUCCACGACACCAAUAUUGGUGCCAUGGCCGCCGAUAUCCUUGUGGAAGCUUUGAUCGAUUCCCCGGUCGAUCUUACUGUUCCUGCUCUCGGCUUUGACGUUCUGGUUCCAAAUUGCUCACCUGGAGAUCCUUACAUAUUGGUCGCCAACUCGACAACCAGCCAGAUACACGUGCAACACGGUUCCUUGCAGCCAGCCAUGGCUGGUGUCGAAGCUCUCAUCAAGCAAUUGCCGGAGGAGUUGACCUCUAGCUGCCCAGGGAAAGAGGAUUCACCUCUGGAUAGUUUGGUUUCGAGCUUCAUGCAGGGACUUGAGACCACAGUGUACGUCCGUGGUUCCGACGCACCGUCUCCCGAUACCCCAGCAUGGAUGGUGGAUUUGCUACGCAGUGUCACUGUGCCUCUACCAUUCACGGGCCAUGCAUUGGAUAAUUUGGUGAAGAAUUUUACCAUGUCUGAUACUCAUUUCUCUCUUCCGGACCCCUUCGCAGAGCCCGACUCUCCAGAAUCGCAACCCACUGUUUCCGCGGUGGUCAAGGUUCUCAUUGCUUUGCCGGAGGAGAUGAACUUCCAGGUCGAUGUUCCGAAAGUCCGUGCCCUCGCAGACGUUUUCUACAAGGAUGAGAAGUUUGGUGUUUUGAACAUCAGCAAAUGGCAAGAUUCCAACUCCACGAUCGUGGACGUUGAAGAUGGCUCUUCUGCCCUCCUUGUGGAGUUCGCGAUGAAGGAUGCCCCAUUGGAAGUCACUGACGAUGGCAUUCUGGCAGAGGUCAUCCAAGCAAUGCUGUUUGGAAGCAAAGGGGUAGAACUUCGAGUCGCCGCCACCGUAGAUACAAAGGUCUCCACUGGCCUAGGCCGCUUCGCUGUGCGAGGCAUUCCCGCAGAAGGGAGAUUUCCGGUGAAGACUUCCUUCGGAAAUCCGCUUGGCCGAUUGAAUCCGCUUGUGGUAUCAUUGCAGUUAGGAGAAACGACUGAAUCUUCCAUGGCGAUAUCCACGCUGGUGAAUUUCACCAACCCGACUCAGUACUCGGCCACAAUCCCAUUCAUUGACUUGCUCAUCCUUAGCAAUGACACCGCCGUCGCUCAUAUCGUCGCUCAGAAUAUAUCCAUUGUUCCUGGUCAUAAUAGCUACGUGCCUGUUGGUUUCCUUUGGUGCCCUUUGAACUCGAGUGGAAUGAAUGGGGUCGAGGCCGGCCGGGCUCUUCUCUCAUCAUAUAUUUCUGGUCAGUAUUCACAUAUAUAA
Penicillium salamii is the source of this 2460-nucleotide messenger RNA. Lineage: Eukaryota; Fungi; Ascomycota; Eurotiomycetes; Eurotiales; Aspergillaceae. The record is from the annotation of a GenBank genome assembly.